CCGAGGGGCCAGAGCUCCUGGCGGUGCCGGAUCCUGAUGUCGGCCUUACCCCGGGUCUGUCUGCCAAAAUGUCUGAAAGAUCAGAUCUCCUUCACUUCAAGUUUGAAAAUUAUGGAGAUUCAAUGUUACAAAAAAUGAACAAAUUAAGAGAAGAGAAUAAAUUUUGUGAUGUUACAGUUCUCAUAGAUGAUAUUGAGGUACAGGGGCAUAAAAUUGUGUUUGCUGCAGGUUCCCCCUUCUUAAGAGACCAGUUUUUACUGAAUGAUUCCAGAGAGGUGAAAAUCUCCAUAUUACAGAGUUCCGAAGUGGGGAGACAAUUGCUCUUAUCCUGUUAUAGUGGUGUGCUGGAAUUCCCUGAGAUGGAACUGGUAAAUUACUUGACUGCUGCGAGUUUUCUUCAGAUGAGCCACAUUGUAGAACGGUGCACGCAGGCCCUGUGGAAGUUUAUAAAGCCAAAACAACCAAUGGAUAGUAAAGAGGGAUGUGAACCACAGAGUGCUUCUCCCCAGUCAAAAGAACAGCAGGGCGAUGCCAGAGGCUCCCCAAAGCAGGACUCACCUUGUAUUCAUCCAUCUGAAGACAGUAUGGAUAUGGAGGACAGUGAUAUUCAGAUUGUUAAGGUAGAAUCUAUUGGGGAUGUAUCAGAGGUUAGAAGUAAAAAAGAUCAGAACCAGUUUAUUUCUUCUGAACCCACUGCUUUACACUCAUCAGAACCCCAGCACUCCCUGAUAAAUUCAACUGUGGAAAACAGAGUAAGUGAAAUAGAACAAAACCAUCUCCACAAUUAUGCCCUCUCUUAUACAGGCAGUGAUAACAUCAUCAUGGCCUCAAAAGAUGUCUUUGGGCCUAACAUUCGAGGUGUAGACAAAGGCCUACAGUGGCACCACCAAUGCCCAAAGUGUACCAGGGUGUUUCGUCACCUGGAGAACUACGCCAACCAUUUAAAAAUGCACAAACUCUUUAUGUGUCUACUCUGCGGCAAGACUUUUACUCAGAAAGGCAACCUUCAUCGACACAUGCGUGUGCAUGCCGGAAUUAAACCUUUCCAGUGUAAAAUCUGUGGGAAAACCUUUUCUCAGAAGUGUUCCUUACAGGAUCAUCUUAACCUUCACAGUGGAGAUAAGCCCCAUAAAUGUAACUAUUGUGACAUGGUUUUUGCACAUAAGCCAGUUUUGAGGAAACACCUUAAACAGCUGCAUGGCAAAAACAGCUUUGAUAAUGCCAAUGAGAGAAAUGUGCAAGACCUCACAGUGGAUUUUGAUUCUUUUGCAUGUACAGCAGUCACAGACUCUAAAGGGUGUCAGCCACAACCUGAUGCAACACAGGUCCUGGAUGCAGGUAAACUGGCCCAAGCUGUCCUGAACUUAAGGAAUGAUAGUACUUGCGUGAAUUGAGUAGGGGCUUCAUGCUCACAACUAGAAUGGACUGAGAAUGUGGCAAUAGUCUGAAUUUUUUAGGAGUGAUUUUACUAGUUUGACUUCUCCAAAGCCUCUGCGCAGGAGGUAGGGGGUGAAUCAAAGCACUAAUAGACCAGGCAGCUUACCACUUGGAGUGGUAUUGCCUUCUUUUUGCCCUCUCGCAUUUUCUGUUUUGAAUUAUUUAUCCUGUGAUGUCUGUUUUCCUUUACCAAGGAAUAAUUCCAUUUGUCUACCUAACAUUGACUUAUGUCUUAGACUGACACUAUUUUAGGCUUUGUUCACCAGGCACAUUCUGAAGGUACCAACAAGUUAAUAACAUUACCUGUUCUCCACUAAUAGAUGCUGUGCUAAGAGAAGUGAAUAAUUUUCUUUGGCAGAAAAUAGGCUGAGAUAUAAGGUGAUAUUGCUAUCGACAAUAUGUCUGGUUGCCUAUUGAUAAUUCAUCCAUGCCUGAUAAAUGAAUGAAUCUGCUUCCUACCAUUUGUACUUGUCUUGGAGCCGGCUAUAAAGAAGUAUGUUCAUUUGUUCUGUACUCUUUUCAACAGUAUCAUAGCCCAACUUCAUCUCAUUGCAUUGUUCACAAAGAUGAGAGUACAAUCUUUUCAGCAACAUCUGCAGACAUAGUUAGGGAUCACCUUGUGGAGCAUAAGCAACAAAGGAUAGAAGUACAGUUAUACAACAGCACUUACAUGGGAGGUUUUCCUCGCAGCAUGUCCCACCAGGAGGCUAGAUGCUUAUAAUUAAUGUAUAACUUGUUGAUGCUUUUGAAAUCAGUAUUACUCUAAACACACUUAAAGUGUGCUAAAGUAUAAUGGUUUCUCUAAAAAGAGGUUAUUGGGGAGUCUCUGAACUUUGUUUCAGAGUUUAGCCAUCAGAAAGGUGAGUUUGACCAUCAGAGUUUUGUGCAGUGCACUAUGAGUCUCUGAAUUUUCAUUUCCUCAUGUACCUUAAUUUCUAAAAUGGAUGAAAGAAGUCAAGUGGGACACAGAAGGGGCAAUCAGAUUUUUGCAUUCAGAUAUUACUCUUAAAGAGACACUGUCCCACCUUGCCACCUUUGAUAGAUCACUGUUACAAAGUCUUAUCUUCCUAUAUGGUGAUACAAAACAACUGGUUUUCCUAAAGCACAUGUUAUAUUUCAGAAAUAAAAUUUUGCAUCUUAUUUGUUUCUGACACAGGAGUUAGACUUAGGUAAUAGGAGUGUUAGAGUCCUUAAAGAAUCUUAAGAGAUCAUUUAUUCCACCUUUUUCAUUUUAAGUUGGGGCAUCCAAAGCCCAAAGAAGUGGCCUGGCCAAGAUGGGCCAAGGUAUAUAAGUGACUAAGUAUGAGCUAAUGUCUCCUUACUUCUUUCCACUAUCCCUUGGCUUAAAAAGAUUUAGUUCAUGAUGAAGAAUAAUGCAUUAACAGAAAGCUCUCAGUUUGUUUCACCUUUGUGUUUACCUGUUGGCUUUUUUAGACAGCCUGGAUUUUGCCAACAGAAUAUCACAGAGGGAUUUAUUUAUGUUAGCUAAUUAUUUUUUAGUUAGAUGAGUAUUACAUUCUUCCCAAGCAAGUAACUGAUUUGUUGGGUGCUGGUUAGGGAGGGAAAGGGCAGGUAAGAGUAAUGUGAGAAGGAUCCAAAUGUGAAAUUGAUUUUGUUUGGAAAACAGUGUUUAUUUAAUUUCCAUCAGGAUUUUCUGUUUUUAUGUUUGAGUUUUGAUAAUCCAGAAAUUAGGCUUAAUUUAUAUAGUUGGAGGGAAUUCUUAAGUUGUUAUAAUUUGCUACAUUUAAAUGGGAUCAGAUUUAAGGUAUAAUUUCUAUCUUUUAUUCAAAUAAUUAAAAUGAGAACACAGUUGAGUGAUAAGACCAAUAAGAACUUUAUGUCUAAUGUCACUCAUUAUAUGGUCUCAUGAUGCUUUCUAGCUUUCUGAUUUUUAUAUGAUCCAGCCAAAGAAUACCAAUUCUAUGCAAUGGGGAGACUACCACAUCAACCAAUGUUUUUGGUAUUUUCUCUGAAUAUCAUUUCUUCAUAGGGAAAUUUCAAGUUGAAGUGCUUCCUUUGCUCACAUUCAUGUCCUGUUUUGGUUACUGGUUUGAAGAUUAAAAGGCACGGGUUCAUAUAAGAUUUGUCUCUUUGGUUGGAGACUAUUUCUUGGUUCAUUCAGUCAUUCAAGAUACCUUUAUUAAACACCUACUGUUGCCAGGUACUAUGCUAGAUAAUGAGGAUGUGAAGGUAAGAUUGAUACCAUCCCUGCCCUCAUGGAGCUUAUGGCCUCAUGUGGUCUUAGUGAGAUAAGAUCUAAAUUUGAUUUUAUAUUAGGAAUAAAAAAAACUUGCUGUCUUUGAUCACUUAAAAUCAGCAUCUUUGGGGUUUUGUAUCAGUAGAACUUUUAGUUCUCACCUUCUGCAAAUGCAGUCUCCUCCAUUUCUUGGCUAGAGAAGUCUUCUGUUUCUGUAAGACAUUUUCUAAUUUUGGUGGGACUUUUUCUUUGCUUAUACAUGUUUCUUAGAUUAUGUUGCAAAGAGGUCAUGUUACUCGUAUCAAGUAUGUUUUAUAGGGGAAGAUGACUUUCAGAACUAGUCAUAUUCCUGUAGAGGAGGAAGAUUUUUAAAACCUUAGUCAUUUGGCAUUUGUAUUUUAUGGAUCCCCAGGAUAACUAGAAGGGAGAAAGGACUCUCUUUGCCAUAGUUUGGUUUUUUAAAAAAUUACUGUCACAGUUAUUUAUUUAUUAUUUAAUUUUAAAGACAAACUCCAAACUGAAGUGGUUCUGAGGUAAAUCAGAUGUGGUUUUAAUUUGUUUGUUUCUUUAAGAUCUGUAAAUGGAAGGUGACCAGUGUCACUGCUUCUAAAACAUUGUCCUAAACAAACAACCCAGAACAUUUUAUUUCAGCUCAUGAAUAGCUGUUCUAAAUCUGUUGUAUGUUAGACAUACU
Messenger RNA from Cynocephalus volans (Philippine flying lemur), 4328 nucleotides. RefSeq names its product zinc finger and BTB domain containing 26 (gene ZBTB26). Gene Ontology annotation, biological process: regulation of transcription by RNA polymerase II. NCBI's taxonomy places the organism in Eukaryota, Metazoa, Chordata, Mammalia, Dermoptera, Cynocephalidae. The record is from RefSeq and is a predicted model, not a curated record. Gene Ontology annotation, molecular function: DNA-binding transcription repressor activity, RNA polymerase II-specific; protein binding; RNA polymerase II cis-regulatory region sequence-specific DNA binding. Gene Ontology annotation, cellular component: nucleoplasm. The coding region runs from base 69 to 1394 and encodes 441 amino acids. The transcript is spliced from 2 exons.